GUCGCCUUGGAAACAGAGGAGCAUCCGCGGCGCGGCUGGGAGACCCGCCCCUGCCGCUCCGACCACACUCACGGGCGCUGCCCGUUGAUGGCUGGGGGAGUCCCGAGGCGGACCCGCUGCUGGUCUCAGCCUCCACCCGGGCCCCUCCGCGAGCGCUUUUGUGACUCAGGGAACCGGCCGGCACUUGCUGCUCUGGCGGCCGGAGGGCGGUGCUGACACAGGCGCAAUUCAGGAGGCGAGGAGGGCAGGGCGCUUUCGUCCUGGGGCGAGUCGGAGAGACGCUGGCCCUGGGACUCUCGCCGGGUGCUCGUCCCGCCGGCGCUUCCCGGCCUCCGCCCAUCCAGCCCGUGCCCUUCCCCCGGGACUCGACUCCUCACGCCGGCUCCCCGCCCCUCUCGGGAGCCUCCUCUUCCCUCGGCUCCUCCUCGCCCCUUUGAGGACCUCUUCCCCUCCCCACCCCCUCCCCCACCCGGGACGCCGGGCUGGACCGGACCCACAGCCGCCGCCGCCCGUUUCUGCCAUUCAAUGGAGGACGGUCUGCUGGAGAUCAUGACCAAGGACGGCGGCGAAAUGCCGGCACCUCUGGAGGUGUCCACCGUGCCGGCCGUGGGGGACGUGAUCUCCGGGGAGUACAACGGCGGCAUGAAGGAACUGAUGGAGCACCUGAAGGCCCAGCUGCAGGCCCUGUUUGAGGACGUGAGAGCCAUGCGGGGGGCCCUGGACGAGCAGGCCUCUCACAUCCAGGUGCUCUCGGACGACGUGUGCGCCAACCAGCGGGCCAUCGUCUCCAUGUGCCGGAUUAUGACCAUCGCGCCCCGCCAGGGCGGCCUGGGCGUGGUCGGCGGCAAGGGGAGCUUCCCGGGGGUCCCCCAAGAGACGGAAACCCCUUCGCCUGGGAUCGGGGACGGCGGUUUACUGGGUCGCGAUCCUGAGGACGAGGAGGACGACGACGAAGAAGAGAAGGAGAUGCCCAGGUCCGCCACACCCACUAGUCACUGUGAGCGCCCCGAGAGCCCCUCUGCUGGUCUCCUUGUGGGGGACGGGCCACUUGUGGAGCCCCUCGAUCUGCCCGACAUCACCCUGCUGCAGCUGGAGGGCGAGGCCUCUUUGUGAGGGGACUCGGAGGGGGCGCUACUUUCCUGGGCUGGCUUUGGGUUUCCGAGUGCAUGACGGAGGGGACUGAACUGCGCUGUGCAGCGUGCUUUACUCCGACCGCUGCUCUUGUGGGUCAGGCAGAGAGAGACUCCCUCAAGGAAGGAUUAUAGGGUGAAGGACUUUGGGAGCAUCAAGAAUUCUUUCUGCCUAACCAAGCGAGAUGUAGCAAACUGCGAAAGGUGAGGUUCCGGGAGAGGAAGCGCCCCACCUCUGGACUCCCAUCCAUCCCCUACCCUGCCCUUUCCCCCUCCCCCGUCAACAGGAGAACCCCUGAAUUGUGUAAAUAAAAUCCUGCUUUUUCUAUUCUGAAAAA
Molecule: messenger RNA, 1468 nt
Organism: Equus caballus (horse)
Lineage: Eukaryota; Metazoa; Chordata; Mammalia; Perissodactyla; Equidae
Gene: CCDC184
Product: coiled-coil domain containing 184
Cellular component (GO): cytoplasm
Source: RefSeq, a predicted model, not a curated record